GCAGCCGGCGGGCUGGCGGUGCGGCCUGCGCCGCGUCCCUCGGCCGGCGCGCAGCCCGGGGGGGAGCUGGGGCCGCGGAGAAGAUGAGCGAGAGGGCCCCGAAGACUAAUGCAGAAAAUCAACAAGAACGUGGUCCUGGCGCUCCUGUCUCUGACCAGCCUGGUCUUCCUCCUCUUCCAGUUGUACUACUACAAGUUCUACCUGUCGCAGAAGAAUGGAGCAGUUUUUUCCAAAGUCAGAGGAAGCCAGUCGGGCCAAGACAGCACUAGAUGGCAUGUGGUGAGGAAGUUCCUAGGCUUAAUAUCCAGUCACAAUAUACCAGUGUAUUUGAUCGAUCCUUUGAUUCUGGGGCUGGUUGAUAAAGACAUUGAACAGAUCAGAAGCUCUCCUGAUGGCCCCAGUCCAGAAUGCAAGUACUUUUGUGCUCCAAGAGACUUUACUACAUUUGCACUACUGGACAAAACAUGGAAACCUGAAGUGGGCCUUUUUAGAACUGCUGAGAAGAUGGGGUUCCAGUGGCUAAAGAUUAUAAACAAGGACCCUCGCUUGGAUGGGAUGGAUGACUUGUCUGGGAUUGAAAUUCCCUUGCACUACAUAUUUAAACUGGCAUCUCAUGCUAUUCACCUGGUGGUCUUCUAUGAGAGGAGCGGUAAUUAUCUCUGGCACGGCCCCCUGAGGCUCAAGCAACAUAUGGACAGAAAGUUUGUGCCUUUCCGGAAACUCCACUUCGGUCGCUACCCUGGCGCGUAUGAAAAGCCAGAACUUCUGCUUGUUUCCAUUGAUGACUUAAAAGUUCAAAUUCCAAAAAAUCCGUCCAGUUUUCUAGAGGAGACGUCACACUCUAGAUUUCUUGAAUGUAGGUACAGAGAAGCUCGGGCUUUCUUUCAGCUCUAUCCUGAUGAUGCCUCCCUCGAUGCAGUGGAGUUCAGAAAAAAAGCAAAAUCCUUGCUCCAUCUGGCUGCCCUGACAUUGAAUAACUUAGGAGUAAAGUUCUGGCUGAGCAGUGGAACAUGCCUUGGCUGGUAUAGACAGUGCAACGUCAUUCCUCACAGCAAAGAUGUGGAUUUGGGAGUGUUUAUAAGGGACUACAAAGCAGAUAUCAUUCCAGCCUUUCAGAAAGCAGGGUUACCACUGAAGCACAAAUUUGGCAAGGUAGAAGACAGCUUGGAACUCUCUUUCCAGGGAGAAGGUGAUGUGAAACUUGAUAUUUUUUUCUUCUAUGAAGAGGAUGACUACAUAUGGAAUGGAGGAACUCAGGCAAAAUCGGGCAAGAAAUUUAAGUAUCUCUUUCCCAAAUUCACUCUGUGUUGGACUGAAUUUGUAGAACUCAAGGUACGCGUGCCCUGUGAAACCCUUCAAUAUGUUGAAGCCAACUAUGGCCCGGACUGGAAGGUUCCUGUGAAGACGUGGGACUGGAAGAGCUCACCAUCCAACGUGCAGUACAAUGGUGUCUGGCCUGUCGAUGAAUGGGACGAUGUCAUUCAAAUCUAUUGACCGCCUGACUGCUACGAGAGCACGCCUGCUGUCUUUGAAACUGUCAGUUUGUAAUUUCCUGCUUCCCAAAGGCAUCAGGAUCUGUUCCUUUUGUAACUUCUCAUCUGUUUCCCAAGGAGACAUUUACCUUCUUUUUUGCUUAACAGGUAUUUUUUUCACCUUCAGGCAUUUUCCAGGUAGUUAGAGGAAAUGAUUAAGGGCAACUGAGGAGAAAAAAAGCUGAAAGAAAAGCUGCAGAAAGGGAAUAGAGAUGAAAUGUUGCAGUAAACUUGUGGGUAGUUGACUAUUUAAGUGUAAGCAGUGCCACAUGGCUUAGACUUUCCUGGCAUCAUCAAAACCUUGGGACUGUUCGCUUCUUGAGCUUACGGGAGGGAUAGGAUGGGAAAAUCCCAGAGAAGUUCCUCUUUUUUUUCAGAGGAAAUCUGUGAGUAUUCAACUUUUAAACACCAGAGUUGUGAAUACCUUGAAUGUGCUUUAUUGGAGACUGAUACAUCCCUACAAUGUGCGACAGGUUGCUGUUGGGAGUGGAAUGUUUGUGUUACACAGAACUGGUGUGGCACACCUGCUUUAUCUGUAGGAGGCAUUGGGUAACAGUGUAGUACUAACGGAAUGGAAGGAGAAACUAUCCACAUCACACUCCUUCCAAUAACAGUUCAGUUUUUCCUGAGCUAACCACUGCAUGCAAUUAUGACAGGGAAUGUUAUUUGCUUUUUUUUUUUUUUCCUUUUUUAAGAACAUGAAGGUGUAUGCCGCAGGAAUGUCUUUCCCUAAAAAAUGAGUAAUCUGUUUUUUGACAGCCCAAUUAACGUGUUCUCCAUGUAAGAGUUUUAACCAGAUUUUAGAAAAUUAUAGCUAUCCCUGCUUUCUUAUAAGUAGAUAGAAAUGGAGGUAUUGAUGGUUUUCUGUUUAACGUGUGCUCACAGAACAGAGAUCUCAGAGACUCUAUCACAGCUCUCUCCUCUAAGUGUCAGCAGAAGUGUGUACAAAUACCAAAUGUUCCAUCAAAUUUGGGGUAGCAUAAUUGCAGGUGAAGUGUUAGUGUAACAGUAGGCUUUGGAUGGCAAGAGAGUGGAAACCCGACAGCUCUCUCCUGCUUGUGCUUUUGGUCAAUGAAGUGAGCUUGCUUGCUUCUUCAGUAUUUUGGAGACGGGUAAUAGCUUUCAUGUGAGCAGGUGUGUCCAGGUUUGUUCCAGCCCUGCUGUGCAGGGACAACGAGGACACUAGAGCUGCUAUAGUGAGUUAGGGCUGUAAUAUAUGGUACGGACCCAGGAGUUCCUGUGUCAAGGUACUGAAUGGAGCUGAUGUUCACUGGCAGCAAACCCGUAUCCAUCUUUUCCUUCCUGAAGCAGAAAGGCUGCCUGAGGGUGACGGCUUUUCCAUCUUACGCUGGGUAGAGGUAGGUUGAGUCUGUGGUUUGCGUUGUGUUGAUCCUGCAGUUUUCGGCUGCGUGUUCAAAUGCAGACACUUGUGGAGAGAUGAAAUAGCUACUGCCGUGCGGCGGUCCUACGACUGUACCAUUCCGUGUGCGCCCCGGGGCUUCCCUGCUGUGUUUGUCCUGGAGCGCGCUGCAUGCUUUUUCCUGCCAAUCCUCUCCCUUCCAGUGCUCUCUGGAGUAAAUUAUUCAGCUUCUGGCAAAAGCUCGUCAUGCUGGCUCUUCAAUUGGUAUGGUAACUUUGUUAGCUUUGCUUAAUUAAGGAGAGAGAGAUGAAAAAUCCUGCUAAUGGCAUUUACUCGGUAAAGUAAACGUUAAAACAUAAGGGAUAAUUUCUCAGGUAGAAUUUAUUUUAUUAUUUCCUUAAAAUGAAAAAAGCCAACAUCCUUGUGUUUUUUUGUGUUCAGAACUCUGUUGUUGUGAACUUCUUUGUUAAAUAACAUACAAUAAGCCUGUAAAUUUUUCAAAUGCGAUAGUAUCUUUUCAUUCACUCAAACACCUAUCAGAAAACUGUCAAUCCUGUCAAAUUUUUGACUUUGUAUUUCUAGAUGGAAAGACUAAUGGAAAAAAAUGCAUGUCCCUGAAGGGAAGAAUGUCAUAAAUAUUUGAUGAUACCUGUAAGUUAUUCUUCAGGUUAAAAUAUUUUCUCUUCAGAAGAUACAAAUGUAUAUUUAACACUGAUUAAAAGAAGGAGAGUCUAAUUUGCAGCUCAUGAUGUUGUUUCAUCCUUUGUUUUGUCAUCUUGGGCAGCAUUUAACACAUUCAUUGCAGUUACCAUGACAGAAUGCGCAAAGAAAAAUUUUAAACUGUUUCUUACACUGCUUAUUGACUGUCUGCCUUGAGCUUUUAUCUUUUAAUAAAGGUACUUGGACACAACAA
Molecule: messenger RNA, 3805 nt
Organism: Calidris pugnax (ruff)
Lineage: Eukaryota; Metazoa; Chordata; Aves; Charadriiformes; Scolopacidae
Gene: FKTN
Product: fukutin
Exons: 9
Coding region: 109-1494 (461 amino acids)
Cellular component (GO): Golgi membrane
Source: RefSeq, a predicted model, not a curated record